Molecule: messenger RNA, 2403 nt
Organism: Ostreobium quekettii
Lineage: Eukaryota; Viridiplantae; Chlorophyta; Ulvophyceae; Bryopsidales; Ostreobiaceae
Source: the annotation of a GenBank genome assembly
AUGGCGGGGUCGGCGCAGGACCUUGCAGCGCUGGGGCAGGGCAGCCUGGACGUGGGCAACUGCAGGGCGUUCCGGUCGGCGCUGAACAGCACGGAGUCGCCGCUGGUGUCGACGAUCCGCGUCUGGCGAUCGUUCAGGUGCGACGACGAGAGCUGGGGCGUGGAGGAGCUGGUGGUGCGCAAGUCGGUGCUGAUCACGGGCGCCCAGGCGGUGGACGGCGGGCCGUCGCCCGUCAUCCAGUGGACGGCGGCGCCCAAGCUGUUCGUGGUGGCGCCCCCCGCCCAGGUGACUUUCCAGAACCUGAUAUUCGUGCAGCCGGCGGUGCCGGCGGACAAGUUCGACAUCGCCUUCCUCAAGACCCUGACGCUGGGCGAGACGAGCUUCCUGGGCGUGGUCCUUGGCGUCAAGGACUGCCCCGGGCCGAUCUCCACCUACGUUAGCUACCUGUCCAGGCAGCCGCGCCCGCCAUCCAUGCCCGGCACGCAGACAUUCUCGGAGCAGGGCCGCAACUCCCUGCUGCUGGAGGACGUGGCGAUCGACUUCGAGUCUGGUGGCAACUGCCGGCUGUGCUUCUCGGCGCUGCAGUGCGACGUGGGCGCGGAGGACGCCCUGCUGCAGGACCUGCUGGCCGACCAGAACACCAAGAGCGUGUGCGUGGAGCCGGGCACUCCAGUGGCGCGGAGCCAGUCGCCGGUGCCCGCUGAGGGCUCCGGGGGCACCAACGUGCUGGUGAUCAUCAGCGUGUCCGUGUUCGGGGCGAUGCUCGCGCUGUGCGUCAUCACGACCAUCGUGAUCGUGUGGUUCAGGCGGCAGAUGGCGCCGCCCGCGUACGUCGGCGAGGUCGCCGGCAAGGGGGCGGUGACCCGGGGGGUGAGCGUGGAGGGGGCAAUGUACACGGGCGGAUCCGGCAAGGGGAUGAUCGGGGCGGACGCGCAGUUCGGGAGCAACCACUGGAACCUGCAGCUGUCGGAUGUGCAGUUGGGCGCGCCGCUGGGCAAGGGCGGCUUCGGGCGCGUGUACAAGGGCUCCUGGCAGGGCACCACGGUGGCGGUGAAGAUAAUCUGCCACAACGACAAGACACUGCAGACCAACGUGGGGGAGCCCUUCGAGGCCUUCCUGUCCAAGCACAUCUCCCACCCUAACGUGGUGCAGACGUUCCACAUCAGCACGCGGGAGAUGUCCAGCGUGCAGCAGCAGGGGGACCAGGACGUCUUCUUCGACACGAACGGCCACGCCGUGGAGGAGGGCCUGGGCAGCCACCGUGGCCAUGCACAGAACCCUUCUGAGGAGCUGUUCGGGUCCUUCAAUGCAUCGCAGUCUUUGGACGUCACGACUGGAUCCAGGUUUGAGACAUGGAUCGUGCUUGAGUACUGCGACCGCGGGUCGCUGGAGAAGGCCAUCAGCGAUGGCUCUUUCCUGCUUCGCGGCCCAGCCAGGGCGUACCGCAUAGGCCACGUGCUGAAGACUGGCCUGGAGAUAGCCCAUGCCAUGCAUUACCUACACUCGGUGCGAAUCAUACAUGGCGACCUCAAGCCGGGGAACAUCCUCCUCAAGGGGGACAACUCGGAUUCGCGCGGCUUUACGUGCAAGGUCGGGGACUUUGGGCUGAGCCGUUUCAUGGCAGAAGAGACCCACAUACAGACCUUCACAUGUGGCACAGUGACCCACAUGCCCCCCGAGCUGCUGAAGGGUGGCAUGCUGACUCCGGCUGUGGACGUGUAUUCGUUUGGCAUCCUGAUGUGGGAGCUGAUGUCCGGCCACCGUCCCUAUCCUGGCAAGAGCCAGCGUGAGAUCAUGCUGGCAGUGAUCGAUGGCUGCAGGCCGGCCAUCACCGAGGAUUUCUUUCCAGAGUAUGUGGACAUGCUGAACAUGUGCUGGGACCAGGAUUACAGCAAGAGGCCUUCCUUUCCCAUGCUGAUCGACACGCUCAUGAAGAUGCUCGACAAGCACGGGCGCCGGAGGGCGCCCUCCAACCUGGUUGGGGAGGACGACGGGCCUCCACCCUUGCCUUCGCCCAUCCCCAUAGACGUGGCAAGCGGUGCGGCAAGCAGGGAGGACGCGAUGUCGGCAUUCAAAGGGGACCACACACCGCUGGCCCAUGGCAUCAAGAGGCAGCUGACGCCAUCGAGGCUGAGGGCGAGGGCUGCUGAGGCGGCUGCAGAACGGGAGGAUUUCGUACCCAACGGGCUGCUGGACAGCUUUGGCAGUGACGUGGGGAACAGGCGGCUGUACAGUAGCGUGGGUGUUGGGGGCCAGUUUGUGGCUGAGGGCACGCCCCGCCAGUCAGGGGGUUCUAUCAGGGGGCACGCCCCGCGAACUCGGCUGUCAGUAGGUCAGGAGGAUGCGCAGGCGCAGUCAAGCAGGAAGGGAAGCUCAAGGGGAAGUGUGCAGGGCAGCACUUGA